Molecule: messenger RNA, 2640 nt
Organism: Syngnathoides biaculeatus (alligator pipefish)
Lineage: Eukaryota; Metazoa; Chordata; Actinopteri; Syngnathiformes; Syngnathidae
Gene: phospho2
Product: phosphatase, orphan 2
Exons: 4
Coding region: 466-1221 (251 amino acids)
Molecular function (GO): phosphatase activity
Source: RefSeq, a predicted model, not a curated record
AACGAAAACUUUUACUUGUAAUUUUGUAGAAACAUUAAUCAUUUGGAUUGUCUACAAAUCACUGAAAGGUCGAGUAACUAAAGUUGAGUAAAGUGGCGGAGUAACGAACGAUUUGGCUGAGUGACGAAACAUUUUAUAGUUUACGACAGGCGGCGGUAGUGAGUCACAGUGAGUCUUGAGACGACGUCAAGAAAAUAUGGGUCAAGUUUCUUUUCUGGUCCUCGAAUCUCAGAUUUUAUUCCCUUUUAAACGAUUGAAGGCACUUGGAAGCCCUAUUUAGUCGCCCAUGAAUGUCUGCGAUAACACAAAAAUAUCCUAAACAUGACCGGGAGAUGUGGGGAUUUGACCGAAGAGCUUCGCCAUUGACACCAAAGGCCAUCUAAAAAAAAUAUUUUUUUCAAAAAAAUAAGGGUCUUCCACUUUAAUGUCACUUGGAGUUUGGCAAAUUCCGAACAUUCAGACGUAAUGAAGACAUUGAUGGUGUUUGAUUUCGACCACACGGUGGUCGAUGACAACAGUGACACGUGGGUGAUCAGGUGUCUUCCAGGUCAGACGUUGCCGGACACAGUGAAAAAUUCGUACAGAAAAGGUCACUGGACUGAGUUCAUGGGCAGGGUGAUGGAUUAUAUAGGCGAGCAGGAAGUGAGUGUUGAGAGUGUUCGUGCUGAGAUGGAGCGCAUCCCCUUGACGGCGGGAAUGAGCGACCUACUGAACUUCAUAUCACGCAACAAGAGCAAAGUGGACUGUGUGGUCAUCUCUGAUGCCAAUGCACUCUUCAUCGAUUGGAUCCUCUGUGGCGCCGGGUUGCGUUCAGCCGUGGAUCGCGUGUUCACCAACCCGGCCACGGUCAACUCAUUGGGCCGCGUGGAAGUGCGUCGCCACCACACGCACGACUGCUGCAGAUGUCCCAUUAAUAUGUGCAAGCGGAAAGUUCUGGAAGGAUACCUGGCCAAGCAAGACGAGUAUAGCCGCAUUUUCUAUGUGGGCGAUGGCGCCAAUGAUCUCUGCCCGGCCUGUUGUCUGAGAGGGCGCGAUGUAGUCUUGCCUAGGAAGGGAUACGCCCUGGAGAAGCUGCUGGAGGGUGAGAAGGAUGCUGUGAAAGCCAAAGUUGUCAUCUGGAGCAGCGGAACCCAAGUCCUACAUGAGCUACAAGCCAGCCUGAGCUCCUCAAUGGAUGUAAUUCUGGACUCACAGAAGGUUGAGGCUCACACAAGUUUUUAAGGACAAUAGUUUUCCAUAUGCUUAAGUCAGGCGUGGAGCUACACGUUUUUUUUUCACUGUGCCCUUUCUGCCGUCCACUUCUAUCAUUUGCACAUCCUCUUGGUCAUGGAUGCAUUUUGGGUGGAGUAACCCUAAAGCAAAAGCGUCACCUUUCAUAUCCAGCCUUGCACACAUUCUCCCAAAGAGUUAGGUGUGUUACCUCAUGCGCACUCCAAAGUCUGCAGUAAGUCUUGGCGGCUGGGAAGGUGAAACGACAAAUUGCACGUUUUGAUUCCCUCGCUUGCGCCCAGCCUCCGACAGCUGCUGGCGGCAGAAAGCUUGCUGACGGACACCUGACCCAUAUACGCUCACCAACUGCCCAACGGCUGUAAUGUGACAUGACCACCUUGCGCCGAUCGAUGGCGGAAUGUAGAAAUAUCUAUUAAUUUUCACGCACAACCUGCGAGAGGCAUUUUACUUUCAAACCUGCUGCUGACUUGAGUGUACAGUAUAUCUGAAAGUGCUGCUCCAAGUCCUCUUAAUAGCGUGGAUGGUAUGUUGGAUCUGGAUCAUUUUGUUCAUAGUUUCCCUAAAUCAUGAAAUAAAUUUAUAUGACACACCAGCAUGUGUGGCACCGUUGUAGUUGCUGGGCUUUCAAACGAGGAUUCAAUUACAUAUACACCUUUUCCCCCAAAAAUAGAAUAUCAUAAUGUUUAUUUCCAUAAUUCUAUUUGACAAGUUAAACUUUAAUAGAUUAUAGAUUUAGGGCUCAUAAAUUAAACAAUUGGAAAUAUUUUUUUAUACAUUAUUUGAUCUUGCAGUUCAUAAAACCUUCACAUUGCACAACAAGUGUUUCCACUAUGUGUUCAUCUCCGAUGCCAACGCGCUCUUCAUCAACUGAAGUUGUAUAUAGUUUCUAAGUUAUUCGUCUCCUGCCUGAAGAUUGCUCGGAUCGGCUCCAACUAUAUGACGACCUGCAACCAUUGUGAGGAUAAGCUAAAAGGAAGACGCAUGAAUGAAUGAUUAUUCCACACUGUCAUGCUUUGGGUUAUGCGCGCACUGGCAAUUCGUGACAGUCACAAAUUUCCCACAAUUGUCAACCAAUAGGGAGUGAAUCAAAUCACACAUGCACACGACAAGUGUAUGUCAACUUCCCAACACAAGGCAAGAUAAAUAAUAUCAAACAUGCUCAUAAUUUUAAAAACUCACAUCGGUGGCCCAAGACAAUGGAAAACUGUACAGUCAAUAUCAUGGUACUUUGAUAAUUGAAAACUGCAACUUAAACAGGUUGCACCAAUUAAAAACAGCCAGGCUUGAAGUAAUGGCGUCUUCUGGUGGUUGCUGCCAAGUACUAAAAACAGACGGAUGUUUUGUGAGCCAAAGUCAUAUCCUGGAGCAACCUAAGCCAAGUCCUUGCUAAUUUUCCACAAGCAAACUUGA